This is a messenger RNA of Trichobilharzia szidati, 1697 nucleotides long. NCBI's taxonomy places the organism in Eukaryota, Metazoa, Platyhelminthes, Trematoda, Strigeidida, Schistosomatidae. The record is from the annotation of a GenBank genome assembly.
CUUGGAAUUUACUUGUCAAACUACGAACAUACCACAAUCAGAAACGGUUAACAGUUAAGCGAAGGCAAGUCGAACAAAAUGUCGAAAAAAUUAGACAAAGUCUGUCGAAUUUGCCAACGUCAGUUUCAAGCACCAUUUGUAACGAAAGCUUGUCAUAUUUAUCUGAGCAGAUCAAGUCAGGGAGUUUAGAACCCGCUGAUGUACUACAUGCUUUUCAGCUCAAAGCGUUGGAGUUGUACGAUAACGGAAAUUCAGGUAUUUGUGAAUUCAUUUUGGAGGCAGAAGAGAAUGCUGUUAACAUGAUAUCGUCAUCGGACAUCGAUAAAGAAUCACAGCUGUAUGGGAUACCAAUUAGCAUAAAAGAGAGUUUUACAUUGGGUGGUUAUGAUAGUACUGUGGGUGUCAUCAAACUCUGUAAUAAACCUAUGAGCGAUGACUGUGUUCUCGUGAAAGUACUCAAGAGUGUCGGUUCAAUCCCCUUCGUAACUACUGUGACCAGUCAGUUAUGUCGCACAUUGGAUAGCUUUCACUGUGUUUAUCGUGAGGCAAAACACCCAAUGAAUUCGUUGAGAAUGCCUGGUGGGAGUUCAACGGGGGAAGCUGUACUAUUGGCGUUAAAUGGUUCUCCAGUUGGUAUCGGUGGUGAUAUUGCUGGUAGCAUUCGUAUACCGUGCGCAUUUUGCGGUUUAGCUGGUUUGAAACCAACGUUUGGAAGGCUGAGCAUAUCGGGCAUACCAUCAGCCACGAAGCAAUCCGUGCUUCACAUAGGCGCUUGCCCAGGACCCAUGGGUAGGAAGGUGGAAGACUUGGCUCGUGUAAUGCGCGCAUUGUUGUGCCCUACGAUGUUUGAUCUGGACCCUUAUGUUAUACCGUUGCGUUUCAAUGAGGACUUAUAUGAAGGGAAGGGGAAGCGCCAGUUAGUAAUUGGUUAUUAUUGCAACCUUGAUGAUCCAAAUCUCAUUCAGGUGGUGGAUGUGAAUAGACUAGCUGUGGAGAAGGCAGUUAAAGCGUUAGAGAGUUAUGGACACAAAGUUGUAAGGUUCACCGUCCCUCAUCCUUAUAAGGCUUACGUUCUUGGUCUGCGUGCUUUGUUUGCAGAUGGAGGUUGUGAACUACGAAAGCAGUUACACGGCGAACCUCUGAGUCCACAGCUUAAACUUCUAAAUCUUAUCCUCGGAUUUCCAGACUUUCUAAAACCUAUCAUGGGGUUCCUAUCCCGAUUGUUUGUUGGAAGACCAGUUGGUAUAACAAGUGCACUUCGAAAACUGAAAGAUGGUCAGGCAGCACUUGACUUAAUUAAUGAAAUCAAUAGCUAUCGACGUGAAUUCGCCAAAGCUUGGAGUGAAGCAGGCCCACUGGAUGCACUGAUUUGCCCAGUGUCUUCAUACCCUGCCCCUCCCGACGAUGCUUCACCUUUGUACAUUUCACCAUCAAUUGUGUAUACAUUUUUGUAUAAUAUUUUGGAUUAUCCUGCUGGAGCAGUUCCGGCGGGUUUUGUCAGUAGACAGGAUGUUCGAGAUGCACUAGUGAAAUCUGAAUCCCUUCUCACUGCUGGUGAUACCUACAUGUCUAAAGUGCACAAACUUUUAGAUGGAGGAGAGAAUAUGCCACUUUCCAUCCAAGUAGUUGGCAAACCAUUUCAUGAAGAGACUGUUCUUCGAGUAAUGCGUGAGAUAGAGGCGAUUUUUUCUCCCUAG